Molecule: messenger RNA, 1090 nt
Organism: Arabidopsis arenosa
Lineage: Eukaryota; Viridiplantae; Streptophyta; Magnoliopsida; Brassicales; Brassicaceae
Source: the annotation of a GenBank genome assembly
CUAAUAAAAACAAAAUCUGUGAUAUUUAAUGUUUAGGUGUAAGUACUAUAUAACAUUAGGCAAAAAUAUCUUCUAAAGUGAUUUAUAAGGGUUUUCUUUGAAAUCAUGUCGGAUGCGUAUUGUACGGAUUGUAAAAAGGAGACGGAGCUGGUGGUCGAUCACUCAGCCGGAGAUACCCUUUGCUCCGAGUGUGGUUUGGUUUUGGAAUCUCACUCCAUUGAUGAGACCUCUGAGUGGCGUACCUUCGCUAAUGAAUCUUCCAACAGCGAUCCCAAUCGUGUCGGUGGUCCAACCAAUCCGCUUCUCGCUGAUAGUGCUUUAACCACUGUUAUCGCUAAGCCCAAUGGUUCCUCCGGUGAUUUCUUGUCUUCCUCUCUCGGGAGGUGGCAGAAUCGUAACUCCAAUUCCGAUCGUGGUUUGAUUCAAGCGUUUAAAACCAUUGCUACCAUGUCUGAAAGGUUGGGACUUGUUGCAACUAUCAAGGAUCGGGCUAAUGAGAUAUAUAAGAGGCUGGAGGAUCAAAAGUCAAGCAGGGGAAGAAAUCAGGAUGCACUCUAUGCAGCCUGCCUGUACAUUGCCUGUCGCCAAGAGGACAAGCCACGAACCAUUAAGGAAAUAUGCGUUAUUGCCAAUGGUGCGACAAAGAAGGAAAUUGGCCGAGCAAAAGACUACAUUGUUAAGACAUUGGGACUGGAUCCUGGUCAGUCUGUGGAACUAGGCACAAUACACGCUGGUGAUUUCAUGAGAAGGUUCUGCUCCAACCUUGGAAUGUCUAACCAUGCGGUUAAAGCUGCUCAGGAAGCUGUGCAAAAAUCUGAGGAAUUUGAUAUAAGGAGGAGUCCUAUAUCAAUAGCAGCAGUAGUUAUCUACAUCAUAACCCAGCUUUCUGAUGACAAGAAGACUCUCAAAGAUAUAUCGACAGCGACAGGAGUAGCAGAAGGGACAAUAAGAAAUUCAUACAAAGACUUGUACCCACAUCUGGCAAAGAUAGCACCAAGUUGGUAUGCUAAGGAAGAGGAUCUUAAAAACCUGUCAAGUCCUUGAAGUUGUUUCUUGAUUCUUCUAUAUGCAAUAGAGAACUAUCUAUCUA